UUUUCGCGGACAAAACCUACUUAUCGAGAAACGAAUCGAGUGUCGUAACGAGAAAAACAUGAGUUCCACUUGUUCCUCAACUCCUCCUCCACUCCCGAUUCUGACAUUCACAGAGAGAGCCAAAUCUCUCUCAGAGAUCCAACAAGCUCACGCCUUCAUGCUCAAAACCGGCCUCUCUCGCGACACUUUCUCCGCGAGCAAACUCAUCUCCUUCGCCGUCGCGAACCCAGACCCCAAAACCGUCUCCUACGCUCACUCCAUCCUCACCCGCAUCGACGCCCCCAACGCCUUCACCCACAACUCCCUCAUCAGAGCCUACGCCAACAGCCCCACCCCGGAGACCGCUCUGACCGCGUUUCGCGAGAUGAUGCUCCACGGCUCUGUGGACCCGGAUAAGUACAGCUUCACGUUCGCGUUGAAAGCUUGCGCCGCGUUUCGCGGGGUCGAGGAAGGGAGGCAGAUCCACGGCCUCUUCUUGAAGUCCGGUUUGGUCUCCGACGUGUUUGUGGAGAACACGCUUGUGAAUGUGUACGGGAGGAGCGGGUGGUUCGAGGUUGCGCGUAAAGUGCUCGACGGAAUGCCUGAGAGAGAUGUCGUUUCGUGGAACUCGUUGUUGAGCGCUUUUGUUGAGAAGGGUUUGGUGGAGGAAGCGAGGGGGUUGUUUGAUGAGAUGGAGGAGAGGAAUGUUGAGUCUUGGAACUUUAUGGUUUCGUGUUACGCGGCUGCGGGGUUGGUUGAGGAGGCGAGAAGGGUUUUCGAUGAGAUGCCUGUGAAGGAUGUGGUUUCUUGGAACGCGAUGGUGAGUGGUUACGCGCGUGCGGGUUGUUACGGAGAAGCGUUGGAGGUUUUUAGUGAGAUGCUUGAGAGCUCUGAAGAGGAGCCUGAUGGUUUUACCUUUGUGAGUGUGUUGUCUGCGUGUGCUAAUCUUGGAUCGUUGAGUCAAGGUGAAUGGGUGCGUGUUUAUAUCGACAAGCGUGGGGUUGAGGUUGAUGGGUUUUUAGCGACGGCUCUUGUGGAUAUGUAUUCCAAGUGCGGGAGAAUUGAUAAGGCUAUUGAAGUGUUUAGAGGUACUUGGAAGAAAGAUGUGAGUACAUGGAACUCGAUGAUCUCGGGUUUGAGCGUACACGGUCUUGGAAAUGAUGCUUUGGAGAUAUUUUCGGAGAUGGUUUAUGAAGGUUUUAAACCGAACAGUAUCACUUUCAUCGCUGUUCUAUCUGCCUGCAAUCAUGUGGGUUUGUUAGACCAAGCUCGCAAACUCUUUGAAACGAUGAGUAGUGUUUACGGGGUUGAGCCGAGUAUUGAGCACUAUGGCUGUAUGGUGGAUUUGCUUGGUCGGAUGGGUAAAUUCGAGGAAGCUGAAGAACUUGUGAACAAGGUUCCACCUGAUGAGGCUUCGGUUCUAUUGGAAUCUCUUCUUGGUGCAUGUAAAAGGUUUGGUUGCACGGAACAAGCAGAGAGUAUAGCGAAUCGGUUAUUGGAAUUGAAUCCAGGGGAGACUUCUGGUUAUGUUCAGAUGUCAAACUUGCAUGCUUCUAAUGGAAGAUGGGAGGAGGUUACGGAGGUGAGAAGAAAGAUGAGAGCAGAAAGAGUAAGCAAGAAGCCUGGAUGUAGCAUGAUUGAAGUCAACGGGGUCGUCCAUGAGUUCUUAGCUGGUGAAGGACUAAUAAACGACUAACACUCUGGUUUCAAGUCAGAAGAACCACUCAACUUUGAAAACCAAGAAGAAGAAACAGGUUUCUUUCGUCCCCAUCUCAUCAUUCCAAAGAAUCUGAAAAAGUUUUGUGGUCUCUUUUUCUACCGGGGGUUUCUUAGGAUGGACUAUAAAACAAUAUGAUUAAAAAAAAGUAAGGGAUGUAUCUAGAGGUUACUGUUGUAAUAUGGUUAGGUCGUUGUGUUUAAUAGGGAGAUGGAAGAUGUUGUCUUAACGUGUAAAAAGCUAGUUGCAGUUUGAAAAAAAAGAAAGAGCGAACUAAACCCGCCUGAAGAAUCCUGUGACCACUUUUGGCCUUAGAAAACUUUUUGUUUUUUUAAUUGGUUUUGUAAUCUCUGGGUAUGUAUUGGAAUUUAUACCGAAGUAGGGGACCAGCUUUAUCAAUCAAAAACCAAACUUCAUUGAUGACAAA
Molecule: messenger RNA, 2123 nt
Organism: Raphanus sativus (radish)
Lineage: Eukaryota; Viridiplantae; Streptophyta; Magnoliopsida; Brassicales; Brassicaceae
Product: pentatricopeptide repeat-containing protein At4g18840
Exons: 2
Coding region: 59-1675 (538 amino acids)
Biological process (GO): RNA modification
Molecular function (GO): RNA binding; protein binding
Source: RefSeq, a predicted model, not a curated record